CAUUAUGGAAUCAUUUUGCUGACUUUAAAUUAAAAAGACCAAUAAAGUUACUUGAGCAAUGUCAAUGAGAGGAUAUCUCAGAACGGCUUUAGGAGUAGCUGUUGUGGGCACUAUUGGGGUGAAUUAUCUCCAAUACCUUGCACAGAGGAAUUUAAAGGAGGAGGAAUAUUGUAAAGCAUCUGUGGAUCUAGCACGGAAUGAAAUAAGAUGUGUGCAGCUUCUUGGAGGUGCACCUAUUAAAGUCAAAAAAAUCAACUUGAAGAAAGUAGAGCGAAAUCCAACAGAAGUCAAGAUGGAAAUUCCGGUUAGUGGAAACACUCGUCGUGGAAUAAUCUACACAAUGUCCACCAGACGGGAUGAACAAUCAAAAUGGAAUCUUCAAUACGCCGUGUUUUCAGUGAAACAAAAAACCGAUCAGUGGACUGUGUGGCUUUACCCCAAAAUAGACAGUUUGGAAGAAAUUCCAGAAGCAGCCAGAGAUCUUCCAGUUCAGUCUCCAUAAUUUCACCUCAUAUCGCCAAUGUUCACACUCUACCGAGGAGCAGUACCUGAAGCGUGGAAGUAAUAUUGAAGAGUUGAUAACAAUAGGCCUUCUUACUUUUGAGUUAUAGGAGGUUUGAUAUUCGUGGAAAUGGUGGCCUUUUCGGUAUGACAAUUGCAAAAAAACAUUGCUAUUACUAUCUCUGUCAAAUACCCAAGAUUAGGUGCACGAAUUAAGAGGCGGGGAGUUCGUUGCAACCUUUCAUUACCUAUUUAUUUAUUAUCAACUUUAUAAAUUCUUGCUGACAACUUACAUUUUACAUGUGUCUAUUGUUUUCUCUCAUACAUGGUUUUCCAUCUGCUCAGAAGUGCUUACGAGCUUAUUGAAGUUGUGGUCUUGUUCUAUUUCAUCAUGGUCAGGGUGCCAUAAACUUGAGAGUAAUCUUUCCAUGCAUAAUCCAUAUACAGAAUGAGAUGGUAUAAGACGCUUGUUUUGCUAAAAUAUGAAAAAACAGUCACAAUAUAUAUAUUAUAAUUGCACAAGCCCACUGUUUUCACCUAUUCUUCCUAUACUUGAAAUUAUUUUUCAGAAUGAAAUAAAAGCAAUCUUG
Molecule: messenger RNA, 1091 nt
Organism: Styela clava
Lineage: Eukaryota; Metazoa; Chordata; Ascidiacea; Stolidobranchia; Styelidae
Biological process (GO): mitochondrial respiratory chain complex IV assembly; mitochondrial respiratory chain complex I assembly
Cellular component (GO): mitochondrial inner membrane
Source: RefSeq, a predicted model, not a curated record